Molecule: messenger RNA, 1426 nt
Organism: Emiliania huxleyi CCMP1516
Lineage: Eukaryota; Haptophyta; Isochrysidales; Noelaerhabdaceae
Exons: 4
Source: RefSeq, a predicted model, not a curated record
AUGAAGUUGACGAUGGGCGAGGUGGUCGACUACUUCCGGCCGACGUCGGGCAACUCGCUCUGCGACAUGCUUGCGAGCUCCACCAAGCACGAAUUCUCUCCCGACGAGGUGGCGUGGUACACGCCGACGUACCUUGGCAGCAACGCUAUGGGAGGCUCCGCGAGAGCCUGGCCUAGGGACAACGUUCCUGGAGACGAGCGGGCUUACCUGCCGUUCUGGGGUGGUGCUGGGGCUCGUUCGGGCUGCUGCCACAGCUCGCUGACAUCAGGCGCUGCGUGGGGCCAGACGUUCGACCUCUACGCCGCGGGCGAUUCCGUGUGGUGGCUGAGCUGCUCGGCGGCAGAGGCUGCCGCCGCCUCCGCCGGAAGGUCGAUCGCGAUGAAGUUGACGAUGGGCGAGGUGGUCGACUACUUCCGGCCGACGUCGGGCAACUCGCUCUGCGACAUGCUUGCGAGCUCCACCAAGCACGAAUUCUCUCCCGACGAGGUGGCGUGGUACACGCCGACGUACCUUGGCAGCAACGCUAUGGGAGGCUCCGCGAGAGCCUGGCCUAGGGACAACGUUCCUGGAGACGAGCGGGCUUACCUGCCGUUCUGGGGUGGUGCUGGGGCUCGUUCGGGCUGCUGCCACAGCUCGCUGACAUCAGGCGCUGCGUGGGGCCAGACGUUCGACCUCUACGACUCGAGCUUGUUCGACAAGCAGGCGCCCGUGAGCGACCUGUCAUACGCCGACAGCACGACGGGACGGCCGUGGGCCGAGUGCGGCCAAUACACAAGCCAGUGGUGGGGCGUCGACCUCGGGAGCGAGGUGUAUGUGCGCUACGUGCGGCUGCAGAACCGCAACGACUGCUGCGCGGAGCGGCUGACGGACGUCGACAUCUAUCUCGGCACGACGGCAGAGACGUACACGGGCAACGCGCUGGUGAAGUCAGACGUGAGCGUGUUGUCGAACGUGAUGUUGGAGGUGGAGAUCAACGCGUUGGGGCGCUACAUCUACCUCAACCGGCCGUCUGCGGCGGGGCUGACGGUGUGCAAGUUCUACGACUCGAGCUUGUUCGACAAGCAGGCGCCCGUGAGCGACCUGUCAUACGCCGACAGCACGACGGGACGGCCGUGGGCCGAGUGCGGCCAAUACACAAGCCAGUGGUGGGGCGUCGACCUCGGGAGCGAGGUGUAUGUGCGCUACGUGCGGCUGCAGAACCGCAACGACUGCUGCGCGGAGCGUCUGACCGGCAUUGACAUCUAUCUCGGCUCGACGGCGGAGACGUACACGGGCAACGCGCUGGUGAAGUCGGACGUGAGCGUGUUGUCGAACGUGAUGUUGGAGGUGGAGAUCAACGCGUUGGGGCGCUACAUCUACCUCAACCGGCCGUCUGCGGCGGGGCUGACGGUGUGCAAGUUCUACGUCUUCGCAGGAAAUCGCAAUG